CUGCGAGUGAGUGCAAGUGUGAGCACUGGUUGUGAGCGCUGGUAGUGUUGGUUGUGUUGGUGUUGUUAUACAGAGUUGUGGUACACAUAAUGUGUACAAUAAUGACUGCAACAAACCUUUUCCGUUGCCUAACAUGUAGUGAUUUUUGGCUCAAAUAAACUAAAUGAUGGAUAAUUUGGAUAAUUGUGUCGAUAAUAACGACUCAGACGUUAGGAUUGAACAACAAUUGCGGAUCAAAAUCGGUGAGGCCAAGAACUUAAUGCCAAGAAAUGGUUCCAACAGUUCCAGUGGUUUACGGGACUGUUAUUGUGUGAUAAGUCUGGAUAGGGAGCAGAUAUAUCGGACAUGUAGUACAGUUGAACGGACACUCAAUCCUUUCUUUGGCGAAGAGUUUCAGUUUGAGAUUCCGCGACGUUUUCGCAAUUUAGCCAUUUAUUUAUACGAUAGGGAGAGAUCUGUUAAUAACAAAGACAAAGUGAUGGGUAAAGUGGCCAUUAAGAGGGACGACCUCUCAAAAUACCACAACAAGGAGUCCUGGUUUCCGAUCAAACCGGUGGACCCCGACUCUGAAGUUCAGGGGAAAAUACACGUUGACAUCAAACUAGACCACUGUUUCAAACCCGGUGCCCAUCAAACACAGCCUAAAGUAGCCGUCAGAGUUAUCGACUGCAAUGAUCUCGGAGUCAUCAAUGGUUGUUGUGAUCCGUAUGUAAUCGUAUCGCUAUAUAAUGGUCUCAUCAGACAAGAGGCCAAACGAACCAAAAUUAAGAAAAAGACAGUUAAUCCGCAUUACGAGGAAAUCUUCUAUUUUGAUAUUCCAAUUCGAGGUCAAAAUCAUGACAGGAAUUCAGUUCGAAGUCUUAAUAACGUUAAUGUAAUUAAUAAUAAUAAUUUAGAAUUGAGGUUGUCAGUGAUGCACGACGGGAACGGUAUGUUUGGCAGUGCUUUCCUCGGAGAAGUCAAAAUACCACUCAAUGACAUAGACCUCAGCGGACACAACGCCUGGUAUUUAUUGCAACCCCGAGAUAGCGGUCGUAGUGAUGAUCGCGUGGCCACCGAUUUGGGUUCCCUUCGCCUUAAAAUUGAUUACACGUUUGAUUAUGUGUUUUCUAGUCGUUUCUACGAAACCAUCAGAAAAUUAAUUCUUAUAUCACCAGAAAUUAAGCCGAUAAGUUCAAGCACUGCCUACAUAUUGGGCGAACUUGUGUCCAACAAAGUAGAUGCCGCUCAACCUCUGGUCAAGAUCUUUAUGCAUUAUAAGAAGAUAAUCCCAUUAAUCAAAGUGUUAGCUGAGGCUGAGAUAUCCAAAGUGACGUAAGUUUGCAUUAAAUGUUUC
This is a messenger RNA of Medioppia subpectinata, 1336 nucleotides long. NCBI's taxonomy places the organism in Eukaryota, Metazoa, Arthropoda, Arachnida, Sarcoptiformes, Oppiidae. The record is from the annotation of a GenBank genome assembly.